Messenger RNA from Charadrius vociferus (killdeer), 3149 nucleotides. Its product is annotated as ADAMTS-like protein 2. Lineage: Eukaryota; Metazoa; Chordata; Aves; Charadriiformes; Charadriidae. Gene Ontology annotation, biological process: extracellular matrix organization. The coding region runs from base 1 to 2769 and encodes 922 amino acids. The record is from RefSeq and is a predicted model, not a curated record. Gene Ontology annotation, cellular component: extracellular matrix. Gene Ontology annotation, molecular function: metalloendopeptidase activity. The transcript has 17 exons.
AUGCUCUGUUUCUGUCAGGACAGUAGUGAGGCAGCUGAUGGAGCUGGCCCCUGGGAUGAAGAAGUCACCAAGUGGUGGGGAGAGUGGAGCUCCUGGUCUACCUGCUCCCGGUCCUGUGGGGGAGGUGUGAUGUCCCGGGAGAGGCACUGCUUGCAACAGAGGCUCCAGAUGCCCCAGGGAACAAACAGCACCAUGUGCGUUGGUCAAGCCAAGCACUACCAACUGUGCCAGCAGCAGCCCUGCCCAGCCAACACAGCAAGCUUCAAACAGCAGCAGUGCUCCAGUUUCAAUGCCAAAGCCUUUGGGAAGCGCUACUAUCACUGGAUGCCUCUCUAUCCAGAUGACUACACCAGUAUCUCCAACAAGCCAUGUGACCUCCAGUGCACCACUCGGAGUGGAGAGAGGCAGCUGAUGGCCCGAGCACAGGAUGGUACCUCCUGCAAAGACAGGACCUAUCAAGGGGUCUGCAUCAAUGGGAAGUGUGAGCCAGUUGGGUGCGAUGGGAGCCUGUACUCACCCCGGACGAUGGACAGAUGCAGGGUGUGUGGAGGGGACGGCAGCACUUGCCACCGUGUCUCGGGCAGCUUCCGAAAGGCAAUCUCACAGAUAGGUUACGUGUUCAUCACCAACAUCCCUGCUGGUGCCACAGACAUCCUCAUCAUUGAGCGCAGAAAAACAGAAAACAUCCUAGCACUCGCAGAUGAAUCCGGGCAUUUCUUCUUCAACGGCAACUCCGCCAUUGACAACCCCCAGAACUUCAGGGUAGCUGGCACGAUCUUCAAGUACCGGCGGCCCUCGAGCCUGAACUCAGAUGGGCUGGAAUAUAUCAUAGCUCAUGGGCCCACUAACCAGUCUCUGAAUGCCAUGUACUAUAACUUUAAUGGGAAAAUGCCACACAUAACUUAUGACUACACGGUACCACGGACGCCACCUCUCCGAACUGCAGCCCCUGCUGUAGACAGACCUCUCUAUCAUCACCUACCAGAGACCAGCCAGAACCAUCCCAUUCCAGCCAACUCCAGAGCUGCUCAGGACUUCAAUGCCACGUGGCUCUCCCUGUUACCAGAUGUCACUAGUGAACAGCUUCCUCUAAGAGAAGGGCAUGAAGAUUUAGGCUUCAGCCACCCGCACUUCUUCCAAACCAACUCCACUAGUCAGACGCGGGACUGGGACUGGGAACAAGGUGAAGAGAAGAAGUAUGACUUCCAGAUAAGACAGGUCUACCAUGCAAACACAGGAGAGGAAGAGGAGGAGGAAGCAGCAGCAAUUGGUGGAGAAACAGAGGAGCUGCAGCACCUGGCAGCCAGGCUGGCCCCGAGGAACUCCACAGCAGGACUAUGGACCGAGACAGCUGCCCGGUGGCCACAGGGCCUCCACAAGGCGCCGGCCCGUAAGAACUCACUGGAGGACUUGAAGGUGGAGGCAUUUGCUGGGAGUCAGGGGGAAGCGGCCAACUACAGCAUGAUGGCAUCUGCGGAGAGCCCUUUGCUAGGUGCCAGCCCAACCGCGGACAUCAGCCAGGCAGAGCCUCUGCAAGCCCCUGGCACUGAAAGCAAUGAAUUUGAUGUAAGCCCCGUGGGCCAUGAUGACAUCAGCUUGGCUGACAUGUAUCGGUGGAAAGUCUCGGCUUAUGCCCCCUGCAGCUCCACAUGCACUUCAGGUAUCAGCACCUCCUAUGCAAUGUGUGUCCGGUACGAUGGAGUAGAAGUGGAUGAAACGUACUGCGAUGCCCUAACCCGACCAGAACCUACUCAUGAAUUUUGCACAGGGAGAGAUUGCCAGCCUAGGUGGGAGACGAGCCGGUGGAGCGAAUGCUCCAGGACCUGUGGUGAGGGCUAUCAGUACCGUACUGUGCGCUGCUGGAAGAUGCUGGCUCCAGGCUUUGACAGCUCCGUUUAUGAUGAUCUCUGUGAGUCAGCUGGGCUGGCCAGGCCCAUGGAGAGGAAAGCCUGCAAGAACAAGGCCUGUGGGCCCCAGUGGGAGCUCUCCGAGUGGUCUGAGUGUUCAGCCCGGUGUGGCACACAGGGGACGAUGAAGCGGGAGGUGCGCUGCUCGGUGGAAGCACCCCUCUGCGAUGAGUCCCGGAAGCCCAGCAGCGAGAAGGCAUGCACAGGCCCACCCUGCGACCGCCGCUGGACCACUUCAGAUUGGGGCCCGUGCUCAGGUUCGUGUGGUGAGGGACGCAUGAGCCGCUUUGUUGCAUGUCGCAACCUGGAGGGCAAAGUGAUCUCCAACUCGCAGUGUGACCCAGCCACCAGGCCCCUGGCUGUCCAUCCAUGUGGAGACAAGAACUGCCCUGCACACUGGGUGGAGCAGGAGUGGGACCAGUGCGAUGCCAGCUGUGGGCGAGGGAUGAAGACCCGGGUUGUCUUGUGCGCAGGUCUGGAGAAUGGUGUGUACAGGGAGUACCCCGAGAAGCGCUGUGAAGCCUCUCAGAAACCUGAGGAACAAGCUGCCUGUUUCAGGAGGCCAUGUUCAACGUGGUUCACUACCUCCUGGUCUCAGUGCAGCAAGACGUGUGGUGCUGGUGUGCGACUGCGUGAGGUGAAGUGUUACCAGGGGGAAGCGUUGGCUCAGGGCUGCGACCCCACUUCCAAACCAGAAGCCAGGCAGACGUGCCAGCUCCAGCCGUGCCCCACAGAGGCACCAGAAGAAGACUGUGAAGACAAAGCGACGGCCAACUGCGUGCUGGUGCUGAAGGUGAAGCUGUGCUCUCACUGGUACUACAGGAAGGCUUGCUGCUGGUCAUGUCGACUCAAGUCACCCUGACUGCUGCCAGGCCGUUCUUCCCUUCCAAAUUCAGGGGCAAAGAGCCCCCUUGAGCCAGACUUUACCACUUGAAGCCACCCCACUUGGCUUGGCUGUGGAGCCAGUCCCCAUAGACCAGCCUGCUCAGUGAGGAGGGAUUCCUAGGACUUAGUCGUCACUGUUCCCUCUCCACCAAGAGGAUUUUACACAAGACAAACCAUCGGUUCCUAGAAAGCUACUGAGAAGUGAAUUGGGGAAGCCUGUCCCUGCUGUUGUUGUCUCCGAAGAGCUCUAGUUGGAGGCGGUGGGGCGCAGAGGCCAGCCCGCAGCAGGGCACAGCCGACAGCGGCCAUCUCUCUGGUCUGCCCUGCAGAUUCUUCUACUACAAGGGCAAUUUCCAA